Messenger RNA from Aquila chrysaetos chrysaetos, 5339 nucleotides. RefSeq names its product TIMP metallopeptidase inhibitor 3 (gene TIMP3). NCBI's taxonomy places the organism in Eukaryota, Metazoa, Chordata, Aves, Accipitriformes, Accipitridae. The coding region runs from base 297 to 935 and encodes 212 amino acids. Gene Ontology annotation, molecular function: metalloendopeptidase inhibitor activity; protease binding. The record is from RefSeq and is a predicted model, not a curated record. The transcript has 5 exons. Gene Ontology annotation, cellular component: extracellular matrix. Gene Ontology annotation, biological process: negative regulation of membrane protein ectodomain proteolysis; negative regulation of endopeptidase activity.
ACUCCGCGCACCGGCCCGCCGCGGCGCAGCGCAGCUCCGCACCGCUCGGCAUCCCCCCGCCGCUGGCAGCCGCGGACCUGCUGUGCCCUCAGGCUUGCACCGGCCCGCCGAGCGAAGGCUGCGCUGCCGAGGCCAGCGAGAGAGAGAGAAGGGCAGUGCGAGGAGGGAGGGAGGCAGGCAGGAAGGCAGGCAGUGGCGGCGCGCGGGCUGUUAGGGAGCGAGAAUAAAAAGUCCGGCGAACGGAACGGCGGCUGCCCUCCUGCUCCGCAGAAGUGAGGAGGCACCUCGGGGGCAACAUGACGGCGUGGCUGAGCUUCCUCGUCGUGUUCCUCUGCGGCUGGAGCCUGCGGGACUUGGUGGUGGAGGCUUGCACUUGCGUCCCCAUCCACCCGCAGGACGCUUUCUGCAACUCCGACAUCGUGAUCCGAGCUAAAGUUGUGGGGAAGAAGCUCAUGAAAGAUGGACCAUUUGGAACGAUGCGAUACACAGUCAAGCAGAUGAAGAUGUACAGGGGCUUCCAGAUAAUGCCACACGUUCAGUACAUCUACACAGAAGCCUCUGAGAGUCUUUGUGGAGUCAAGCUGGAGGUCAACAAGUACCAAUAUCUGAUUACAGGCCGCGUGUAUGAAGGGAAGGUUUACACUGGCCUGUGCAACUGGUAUGAGAAAUGGGACCGGCUGACUCUGUCCCAGCGUAAAGGACUGAAUCAUCGUUAUCAUCUGGGCUGUGGAUGCAAGAUUAGGCCCUGCUACUAUUUGCCCUGCUUUGCCACCUCCAAGAAUGAGUGUAUUUGGACAGAUAUGCUCUCCAACUUCGGCCACUCAGGAUACCAAGCGAAGCACUAUGCCUGCAUCCAGAGGGUGGAAGGUUACUGCAGCUGGUAUAGAGGAUGGGCACCUCCAGACAAAACGAUAAUCAAUGCCACAGAUCCCUGAGCACACUAUCCCUUCCUUAUCUCCCCUCUCCCUUACUUGUGGCUGAUCUUCCUUUGGACACUAACUCUUACCAGAUCAUGAUGAUGACAAUGAAAUUAGUGCCUGUUUUCAUGCAAAUUUUAGCACUUCGAACACUUAAAAAAGAAAAGGAAAAAAAAAAAAAAGGAAAGAAAAGAAAAAAAGUCUGUGCUACCUUACUGAAUUUGUAAUCACCUUUUCCAUUUUUUGAUACCACUCAUUUUGAUCAGACGACAUUUGGGAGCUUACUUUUGCACACCAGAGGGAAAAAUGGGAGGGAAAAAAAAAAGAAAAAAAAAAAAGAAAAAAGAUGGAGCUCUUGCUCUCUUACAUGUAUCAUUAGCUGUAGCGAUAUAAUCUCUAUUUUUUUAGGAAAACAAAAAUCUAAAAACUAUGCCAAUUAGGCACUGUAUUCUUCUGUGCGCUGGCUUCCCGUCACCCCUCCUCAUGCACUAAGUGCUGAAAAUACAUCGACAAAUCUAUUUGAAGGAAAACAGGUUUCAUUAAUCAGAUUGGCGAAUGAAACAAACUGAAAAGAAACCCAGCCUAAACUCUGGAAAAAAUGACGUCCGAAAGAAAUCCUCCUCUAUGGGAGAGAUUGGCAAUGUGAUUGACUCCAGCAGUGGGAGAAUUCACCUGGUGUGUCUGACCACAUCAUCUGGUAAAAGCAUUGUUGACUGAUUGUCCUAGCUAAUUCAGUCACAGUGUGAAUGCAACAGCACAUUUGAAGUUCUGGCUUUCCCCAGAACAAAAGAGAGAGUAUUUUGUAUUUUUGUUGUUGUUUAAAAAACAAAAGCCCCAUCCCCUAUGUUCAGGGAGGUAAAUCCACCUACAGCAGAGCAGAAGAAGUGCUGUGCCAUCCUGUUUUGAGCAGCAUUGGCCCCUGAAAUUUUUGCAGCUUAGCUUCAACAGCAAAACCAGCUUGUGAACACCUUGAACCAAACAGAUGCAAAAAUACCAACUGUAAAUCAAUCACAUGGAAGAGGGAAAGGGGAGACUUGCUAGAGCUCUUACUAUAAAAAAAGUCUAUUGCCAAAAUAGUGUUUUGCUGAAUUAAGAUGUAUAUACACAUAAUGACAUAAGCUAUUUUUGACAGGACGUGGAGUUUUUUUGGUGUUAAAAGAAUGGUUUGAUUGUGUUUUAAAGACAGAAAUAUUGACAUUCCGAGUCAGUGAGUUGUUUUUAAGAUAUUGAAGCUCCAGUGUAUCUGCAGUAGUGGCUACAGUCAUUGUUUCCUCUGUACCUCCUUGCACCAUGGUUCCUCCCCUGCAGCUACACUAGCUGCAUUUGUUUAUAUAGUAAAAGGAAGUGUGUGGGGGGGCUAGGCAAGGAAAAGUGGUCUCCUAAUAAGUGCUGGCUGGGAUCAUAAAAUUUCAGCUGCCCAGAGGAUUCCUUCUGUGUCAAGUGCUGUGUUUCCCUCUAGGCACUGUUAAGCAUAGCUCUGUGCAUGUGCUCAUACCAUGUCCUGCAGUGAUGUGGGAGGAGGAGCCUUACUGUCUUGUGCUUUGCUGUUGACUGGAGAAGUUUUUUCGUUCUAUUUUGUUUUUUAUUAAGAAAACUAUAAUAUAAUUUUUCUUAUCAAAUAAAAGUAUUUUAAGUUUUAAUGAUGGUGAAGAAGGGGUGCUGACAAAAUGGGUGACUGAGUUUUGGAUGGGGAGGGCUUGGGCAGGGAGAAGAUUAUGCUUAACUUCAUUUUUGUAUUAUUAUGGUUAUUUAUCUUAAGUUUCCAUAUAUCUUCAGUUCAUUCCACUUAGAAAGCAGAGCUGCCACCAGCAGGAAAAAAUGUUGCAGUGAUUCCAGCUUGGGGCAAUACAGCAUUUUACAGUCAGUGACCUCUAUUACUGGAGAGUUGUUUGGGACCUCUUUGCCAAAUGGAAAGGAAAGGGUGUCUGAGAUGGGCCCUGAUGCGUUUUUACGUUCCUUGCAUGCUACCAGAGCUCUGCCAGACGUACAUGCCCCGAAAUGCCCCAUUUAGUAGAUGAAUUAUUGCGGCAAAAAGCGCGUAGCUUCAUUUUUAACAUGAACUUUAAAGGGCGUUUGCAAAGAGUUGAUGUAAGAGGUGCCUAGGUCUGCUGUGUAUUUUUUUUUCAGCUGCUCUGAGUGUCAACGCAGCACAAAACACAUUCGAAGUCUGUUGGAUUUUCCUGUGAUUCAGGCUUGGAACACUUAAGUCCUCUUCCCUGUGACUACUCCUAAAUUAUGGGUUGGAGAUGAGAGGGAGAGUAGGGUGCUUCACAGCACCCAUCAUAGGAUCAGGUGGUGGGUCAGAAUGUUGCCCCUUUGGGCAGAGUACGGGGUUGGGCUUUGGGCACAGUGGAGCAAUCUCUGUUUGAGCUGUGCACGGCUGACAAAACCUCCGAGGGUCACUGAGGGCAGAGUGGAGCCGGCCUCGCCACCCUCACUGUUUGCAUCAUGUGGAGUCAGCAUCGCUGGAAAUGGCCCUCCUCAAGCUCAAGGCGACUUUGCAAAGCUGACGUCGCUUUGAGCUGCAGCCACUUUCCAUGGCUUUGGAAGGCUAAAUGAAAAUGCCCCUCGAUGCAGUGAAGUGUUGAUUUGAAUUUUCAUUAAACUGCAGCUCUGCAUAUUUUACCUGUCACUGAUUCAUUUAGCUAGCUGAGACAUCACAGUAUUGCACUCAAAUUAUUGUGAAAAUAUUUGCAUUCUAAUACUAUGAGGACUUGUGUCCCUAAGUAGGAUAUAAUGUAGCUAUGUGCUUUGUAAACAACAAAACAGCAGAUGCAUUACCAGAAAAUGAAGCAUAUUCCCAUUUUAUAUUGCAGAUGGUAAAAUAUUUCUGAGAUGCAGACAGCUAGACCGACAGGGGUGGGGGUUUGGUAGCAAAUCUUUCCCCUUGCUGUGUAAAGAAACAGUUGUUAAGGCUUUUAAAAAUGUGGAGGCAAAAGGAGGGGGAAGAAUCCAGUAAAAAUACAUUUCUUUUGGGAGGCUUCUUAAUUUUGUUUCUGUGCAUGCUAUCAGGGACAUGUAUUUCUUGGGCUAAGCUUUAGCUUGUGCUUGCAUUCAGAACCUGACUGAAGGCUCCCUUGAAGUGGGAGGGAGCCAUUAAAUGGAUUGAACAGGCUCUAAAUCAGACUCCAAGACUUCUUCCUUCCUAUCUGCUCUCCUUUCUUCUGUCUUGCUAAGUCACUUCUGCCUGCCAAUGGACAAAACUCUCUCCCUCAUUACAGCAGGCCAUUCAAUAUAUGGGAACACCAGGCAUGGAGAUGUGAGGAGGCAGGUGUGAAAUUCUCCCCAAAAUGUUAGGCUAUGGAGCAUACCAGUGGCUUGCAGCAGCACAAAUAUCUUCCUGUCACCUCUGACAUGCUCCUCACUUCACCCCAUAACCUAAGGUCAGAGAACUGUCAGUGGCACAGCUCAUGUGAGCACGACCUUUGGACAUGUACAAGAUGAGGGCUCCCCCCCCCCCCCCAUGCUUUAGAUAUACCAACAUUAUUAAAAGUACCUUUUAAAAUGCAUAGCUCAUUUCUAGACUGCUGGUCUUUGCUUUCUUAUUUAUAAAUAUUUUUCCUUAUUUGCUUGAGAGUGUUUUCCCCUUUAGAAUUACAGAAAAUAUGAAAAAUAUAUUGAAAGUUUGGGAAAGAUUGGAUUAAAAUUUCCUUUUCCAAAAUGGAGGAGGUAGAGAGCAGGAGGAGAUCUGUGCAUGGAGUACCUUGAAUAAUGUGCUCUUGUGGGAGGCUUCCCCCUCCCCUGUAUGGGACAGAACUGCCAUUUUAGGUCUAAAUUUCCCACGUUUUGAAGAGUUACAUGGCCCUUUAGGUGGGAUAAUUCUAAAACCUAAAUAUAUCGCUGUAUCCCAUUCAUACUUGGACGGAGUGAAAUGCUGUCUCACGGUGAUAGGAAACAUACUGUUGUGUUUUUUACAGUAAAGACUGUUUGAAGUAAAGGCCUCCAUGGGAACAAGUUCCCAUUCCUUCAGAUGUCUCUGAAAGUAUAUCUCACUUAAAAUGUAUUUUAUAGCUUAGAAGGGCAGAACAAAAUUGAGGGAACUGCAAAAAUUUUUUGUCUUUUUUAGAAUAAGUGGCUUUUGGGGCUACCAGUCUUGAGAAAAAUCUUAAAAGUCCACUAAACGUGUGCUGCUGCUUUGCCUGUACUGGCUUCUUCUCUCUGACACUGUCUUUCCUUCGUAGAGCCACUCUGCUGUUCCUGAUAGUCAUGGAAACUUGGGGAGGGAACCAAACCCGUGUGAAAAAUCUUGUCCAGAAGGAAUGUAUUUGUUGCUAAAUUUUCUAGCACUGUUUACAGUUUUCCUCCAUGUUAUUUAUAAAUUUUAUAUUCAGUGAAUGUAUAUUGUCUUUUAAGGUAAUGUUGCAUAAUGUUCACUUUUUAUAGUGUCCUUUUAUUCUAAACAGUAAAGUGGUUUUAUUUCUA